ACUUGUUAAAACUCCAAGUCCACCUACUGUGGUUGGCAUUAAAAUAAGCUUCAUUCUAAAAGGGCAGCUGCUGUACACAGAGUUCAAACAGAAGGGAACAAAGAAAGAAUUAGAGGAAGAAUGGAAGCUGAGCAUUCAAGUAUGAUGUUACCAAACAAGCAAGUUGUGUUCAAGAAUUAUGUUGAAGGGUAUCCAAAAGAGAGUGAUUUUGAGCUAAGAAGUACAAUGAUAAGUUCCCAGAUUCCUCAAGAUUCAAAUGGUUUGUUUGUUAAGAAUCUUUACUUGGGUUGUGACCCUUACAUGCGCCACAAGAUGUCUCCUCAUGAGUCCAAGGAUGUUUCCUUGCUUACCUCAUUCAAACCUGGUUCUGUCAUUACUGGACUUGGUGUUGCAAAAAUUAUUAAAUCAGCAAAUGCAGAUUUCGAGGAGGGAGAUUAUAUCUGGGGAAUGACUGGUUGGGAAGACUAUAGCUUGAUUCUUAAUUCGGAUGGGCUUUUCAAGAUCAAAUAUACGGAUGUGCCACUCUCAUACUAUGCUGGAAUUCUAGGUAUGCCAGGACUCGCAGCCUAUAUUGGCUUUUAUAAUGUAUGCUCUGCUAAGGAAGGGGAUAUAGUCUAUGUCUCCUCCGCAGCAGGAGGGGUUGGUCAGCUUGUUGGACAAUUCGCGAAAAUGAAAGGAUGCUAUGUUGUUGGAAGUGCAAGUACUGAUGAAAAGGUAGAUCUUUUGAAAUCAGAACUUGGCUUCGAUGAUGCUUUUAACUACAAAGAAGGAACUGAUUUUGCUGGAGCCUUGAAAAGGCACUUCCCCAAGGGAAUUGAUGUUUACUUUGAGAACGUUGGAGGAAGUAUGCUGGACGAGGUGCUUUUGCACAUGAAUCUCUAUGGUAGGAUUACAGUUUCUGGGAUGAUCUCUCAGUACAAUUUAAAGAAACCAGAUGGUAUUCACAACUUGUUUUGCCUUAUCACAAAGAGAUUACGGAUGGAAGGUUUCUCCGAGCUUGACUUCCGGCACAAGGUUCCAGAAUACCUCGAGUUUGUUAUUCAGCUUAUAAGAGAGAAAAAGCUGGUUUUUGUAGAAGACAUUGCUGAGGGUUUGGAAAAUGCUGCAUCAGCUUUUGUUGGUAUUUAUCAUGGGCGAAAUGUCGGAAAGCAGAUUAUCCAGGUUUCAACUGACUGAGAACUCGCAGAAUUUGGAUAAAAACAAAAAAAUUCUGUAAUUCAUUCUCACUUCCUAUUAAAUGUUGCCAAAAGCAAUUUGCUGAGGAUAUUGAUGCAGUCCUUUUUGAAUAACUGUUUUAUUCUCCUAGCCGAUAAAGAUUGACUAGGAUUUAUGCUUCUCUCCCAUGUAAUAAUUGAUUGAAAGACCACUUUUGACACGAAAUCUUCUAGUCAUGUAUCAAGUCUUGGUCUAAAAUUGUAUGCUGUAUGCUUGUAAAAAAGAAGAGAACUCAUCUUGGAGUUCAAGUGACCUUUUGGAACUGACAUGAUAAAAGAUAAAAGUAGUCCUCCAGUGGUAUUUGCACA
This is a messenger RNA of Nicotiana tabacum (common tobacco), 1523 nucleotides long. RefSeq names its product 2-alkenal reductase (NADP(+)-dependent)-like. Lineage: Eukaryota; Viridiplantae; Streptophyta; Magnoliopsida; Solanales; Solanaceae. The record is from RefSeq and is a predicted model, not a curated record. Gene Ontology annotation, molecular function: 2-alkenal reductase [NAD(P)H] activity.